Molecule: messenger RNA, 756 nt
Organism: Procambarus clarkii (red swamp crayfish)
Lineage: Eukaryota; Metazoa; Arthropoda; Malacostraca; Decapoda; Cambaridae
Product: proteoglycan 4-like
Source: RefSeq, a predicted model, not a curated record
AUGACAAGCCAAGACGCCAUGAAGGCGCGAGAGGGAAGAAGGAAGACAUUGGAGCUAUCAAGUGAAACCCUCAGAGCGGAAAAUAGACAUAAUUCAAGGGCAGAGCCCAGCUUGGAGCACAGGGCAGAGCCCAGCUUGGGGCACAGGGCAGAGCCCAGCUUGGAGCACAGGCCAGAGCUCAGCUUGGAGCACAGGGCAGAGCCCAGCUUGGAGCACAGGCCAGAGCUCAGCUUGGAGCACAGGCCAGAGCUCAGCUUGGAGCACAGGGCAGAGCCCAGCUUGGAGCACAGGUCAGAGCCCAGCUUGGAGCACAGGCCAGAGCUCAGCUUGGAGCACAGGCCAGAGCCCAGCUUGGAGCACAGGCCAGAGCUCAGCUUGGAGCACAGGCCAGAGCUCAGCUUGGAGCACAGGGCAGAGCCCAGCUUGGAGCACAGGUCAGAGCCCAGCUUGGAGCACAGGCCAGAGCUCAGCUUGGAGCACAGGCCAGAGCCCAGCUUGGAGCACAGGUCAGAGCCCAGCUUGGAGCACAGGCCAGAGCCCAGCUUGGAGCACAGGUCAGAGCCCAGCUUGGAGCACAGGCCAGAGCUCAGCUUGGAGCACAGGCCAGAGCUCAGCUUGGAGCACAGGGCAGAGCCCAGCUUGGAGCACAGGCCAGAGCCCAGCUUGGAGCACAGGCCAGAGCCCAGUUUGGGGCACAGCCUGGCCGAGAUGGCGUCCUGGCCGCCAUAUUGCUUCCAUGACGAAACUGAUGCAUAA